This is a messenger RNA of Mercenaria mercenaria, 9361 nucleotides long. RefSeq lists its product as uncharacterized. The coding region runs from base 4771 to 7359 and encodes 862 amino acids. The record is from RefSeq and is a predicted model, not a curated record. The transcript is spliced from 7 exons. NCBI's taxonomy places the organism in Eukaryota, Metazoa, Mollusca, Bivalvia, Venerida, Veneridae.
CCAACAGCUUGUCCUGUGUCUAUUGCCUUGAUCCAUUUUUCUGUAAUAGAUAUUAGUGCUGUUUCACACGAGUGAUUAUUGCGAAAUCCUGACUGAUUUGUGUGAAUUAAAUUAUUUUCUUCAAUGUAUGAUCUAAUAGAAAGUGAAACAUGGCUCUCUAAUAUUUUUGACAGUGCAGGAAGAAUAGAUAUUGGUCUGUAGUUGUUUCUAUCUGUUUUUGAGCCUUUCUUGAAAAUUGGUGUCACUUUUGCUGUCUUAAAUAGGGCUGGAAAUACUGAACUUUCAAGGCUGAUAUUGAAUAUUUUUGUUAGUGGUUUGGUAAUUACAUUAGCACUAAUUUUUAGAAAUUUUGGCCCAAGACCAUCCAGACCUGUUGAUUUACUUGUAUCUAGUGAUUUUAGUUGUUUAAGUACAAAUUCUUCUGAAAUAGGUGGAAUAGAGAAUUUUUGUGAUUGUGUAAUGUGUGAUUGGACAAAAGACUGUAGUUUUGUUCUGUGCUGGUCUGAUAUGUGUUCUGAUACUUCAGGUGCACUUUUGAAUAUGUUUACAAAGUAGUUGUUGAAUAUAUUGGCUGUUUCUUCAGGAUUUAGUUCACAAUGAUCUUAUAUUUCAGUUAUAAUGUGGGUUUACUUUCUUUUCUGCAAUUCGUACAAAUGUAGAUAAUCUUUUACGUUAAACAAUAUAGAACUUUUCACAAUACAAUUUCAUGAUUUUGUUUCAUAUGGCGACAUUCAACCUUUAUUGUCAAGAUGCCCCUUCGGACGUUUUGCACAAUCCGGAUUUUUUUUCAAAUACUGACAGGCGCUUUUCAGGCAUUGAUGAGCGUGGGCUUCUUUCCGGAUGGCUUCGGAAUGCACUUUGUCAGUAUCCAUAUGGAUAUUAUCGUAUCUGAUCAGCUGAUAUCAACCUUAGAGCGUGUACGCAAUGCUGCUGAUUCAAGAGACACAAUAAAAGAAUUUACUGUCCUAAAUGAUCUUAGGCGUGAAAAAAAAAUGUUUGUUUCCUGUAUCCCGACCUACACGAAAUUUUGGCCCGACCCUAAAUGUUUUUUAUGGCCCUGGAGAAUUUUUUUUCAACUUUUGAACAAAAGCAUGUUACCGGAAACAAAGAAUUUUUUAGGCCUUAGGAAUAUGAUAAAGAGUAGAAGAGCACAAAGGCGAAAGAGAACAUUUCCGUUUCUCUUGCUGCCAAUGCAUAUACAGAAAACUGCAUCAAUGCAAACCCAGCUAUGCAGUUUGUCAUUGCCAUGGUGGGUGAACUGUUCAGAUAAUUUAAUCGGUUUAAUGGCUAUUCAAAAGCCAAGAAUCUAUAUAUCACCAGAUAUACGAUUGAAUCAUCAUCGAAAUCUCGUCGGCAUUCGUUUUCUUUUUAUGCGGACAGGGAGAAAUAAUAAAAAACCCAAGAUGGGUAAAUGCCUGGCUACGUUUGCGCAAGAGUGGUAUACACUGGCAUGAUGUAGUAGACAUAACAUAUUCAACACACAGCGCUGUCAAAGUGAAACGGUGCAGUGAACAUACAUGCUUGAAAAUCAUUCUGACAGCCUGUUAUAAAACCUAGAUUGUAUUUAAAUUAUGACAAUGCUGUUUAGCUCUUUAAAAUCACUUUUGGAAAUUAUCAGUGUUGUUUGUAUUCAAGUUAUAAAGAUAGUGUCGUUCAUGGACACGAUUCAUUUUUAAGUUUAUGAUAUACCGAUUACAUUCGUACGACAAGAUUACAAAUUAACCGAGAUAGUUCUGAAAGCGUUGGUUAUUUUUUUUUAUAUCAUUACCAUGUAAUAUUGUUCAUUGACAUAAUUCUAUCGUUAGUUAACAUUGUAAUACUAGUAGUGCUUGUACGAGAAUAUUAAUAAUCGAAAGAGUGGUUAUAAGUAUAUUGCUUUUAAAAGUUAUGAAACGCUCAAUUGUUCUCUUUAAUUGGAUACCCCUAAUAGCUUGUUAUAAGCACAUUGUUUUGUGAGCUAAACGGUGAUUGUUAUGCGAGUUAAAUGUGCAUGCUUAUUAUGUGCAUAAGCUAUUAAUAAUAUGAUCAAAUUUUAAAGCAGCCCUGUAUGGCACGCCAAUUGUUCAAUAAUUACGUGAACCCAGGUUAGCGGUUGAAAAACUAGCAUUAACGAUCGAUAAACCAGGUUUUUCGAGUACUAACCUAUAUUUUCGAAAAUAUAAGAUAACGGGCGUAAACCAUAGUUCAAGCUCGUGAACCCAUGUUUACGUUCGACAAUCUAGGUUUCUCGAUUGAACUAUGAAUUUCGGUCGUUAUCCUAAGUUCAUGAGUGUGAACCUAUGUUUACGGGCGUAAACCUGGGAACAUGAGCGUAUACCAUAGUUUACAAACGUGAACAGAUGUUAACGACCGCGAACUCGGGUUUACGACUGUGAACAUGGGUCUGCAACCAUAGGUGCACGCUCGUGAACAUAGAAUAACGACCGAAAAUCAUAGGUUUGUUCGAUAAAACUUCUUUAUCGAACGUGAACCUAGUACUAUGGUUGACGCUCUUAAACCCAAGUUCACGGUCGUAAACAGUGGUUCACGGUCGUAGACAUAGGUUCACUUCCGCAAACUAUGAUUGGCGCCAAGCCAAUUAUCCAGUCAUUACGUUCUUAGUCGAAAAACUAGGAUUAUCGAUUUCUUACCUAUAUUUUCGAGUAAGUUUACUCUAAGUUUACGAGCGUGAACCUAUGUUUACCUGCGUGAACCAUAGCUUACAAACGUGAACCUAUGUUUACGACCAACAAUCAUAGUUGUAGUAAUCGUACUGGUGGUGGUGGUAGUGGUGGUAGUGUGGAAGGCAGCACGAGCCAUUGACUACGAAAUUAGGCAAGGGGAGAUAAAAGCAACACAGGAACAUACAUAUUUCAAACAAACUUGGGCAAAAUUCAACAAAACUGAUGAUAUUGGUACUUGCCAAAUCUGUUAUACAGAAGAAGAAACAAUAGAAUAGAGAGAAGUGGAACACUUUCUCACUCGCUGUCCAAGUUGAACUUCUUAACGAAACAAAGGGAUAAAAAUGAUGGAAGAUCUUAUGAAUCAAAUUCAACCAGGCAACUUUGCAAAUAUUAGAAUGAGCAACCUACUACCACAGCCUAUUCUUGAUUGCACCCAUAGAUCAAUCACAGCUUUGAUAAUUGUUGUUUGUUUUGGGUUUAACGCCGUUUUUGAACAGUAUUUCAGUCAUGUAAUGGCGGGCAGUUAACCUAACCAGUGUUCCUGGAUUCUGUACCAGUACAAACCUGUUCUCCGCAAGUAACUGCCAACUUAAUCAGAGGUGGAGGACUAAUGAUUUGAGACACAAUGUCGUUUAUCAAAUAGUCACGGAGAACAUACGCCCCACCCGAGGAUCGAACUCACGACCCCACGAUCCGUAGACCAACGCUCUUCCUACUGAGCUAAGCGGGUGGGAUCACCAGUUUGAUAAAACCCACUAGAAAAGAGGUAAUAAACAUUGAGAGGGCAAGCCAAUCAAUGUGUUACAGACUCCAUCUAGCUAGAGUGCAUUUACUUAAACCCAGCCACACUUGUUAAACCCCAAAAUACAGACUACACAUAGUUGCUAAUAAAUAAGCUUUGUAUAAACUUUGAUACAGACUAUAGACAGUACCAAAAGUGAAGUAUUGAUUUUAGCUAGCGUGUGUAUGCCUACAUACCACUAAUGGAUUUAAGAUGACUGUGUAAAUAGGCAUGACAAGUGUUAUUCUAGUUGGAUUUACUGUGUUUCUAGUGACUAUAUAUCUACUACUCCACUAGGAGGUGCGCAAAUACAAGUUGCGGAAGUUACCAGUACAAAGCAAAGUAUGGCGAGCGUUCCAGAAUUGCAACUUUAAGUUUUUAUUCGCGUGACGGUAGAAAUUCUGACGGUGAUCAUGUAUAAAAUUUACUUUUCUAUUUAAGUUUAUCGUUAAAUAACAUGUCAGCACAAAAUGCAGAUCAAUAUAUACAGUUAUAGGACAAGGGGUAGCUGGAGAAUCAAUUUUGAUUUUGAACUUUCAGGGUUGUUGUCUUGUCAGCAUGAUGUCCCAUUAAGAAUCAGCAUGUAGAGACAGUUCCAAGGAGAAGAAACAGUGCAAGUACAAUAAUACAUGUGGCUACAACUUCUGGCGGGAUACAACUGCAAUUACAGUUCCAUCUUCUAUGCAUAGUAAAAGGCAAAGAUAAUUAAAAUUGGUUGGAAGAAGAAUAAAUCACUAGUGGAAAUUGGAUGAUGUUACAUUGAAAUGGUAUAUGGGCACAGUACUUUCCACAACAAAGGGCAAUCCACAUACAGUGUACCAAGUGUUAUAUGAUGGUGAAGACAAGGCAUAUGAUGUUGAGGACCUUCAAAAUGAUUAUCUUGACGGUUAUUUGAAAUUUACUGAUUUAUAAGCAAAAUAUUGCUCAGUUGCACUAGUGCAGACUAUAUCCUGACUUUUCCCAUUCAUGAAGUUUGUUUAUAUGGUGAACUAGGAAUUUAUCUCGUCUUCAAAAAUUGGCUACAUUACAGUAAGACAAACUAUUUCUGCGCCGGUGGGAGUAGUGAGUAGUAAAUUUUUCAACUUGCCAAGAGAAAAUGCCACAACCAUAACUUCAAAAAUCCAACGAGUUACCACAUCACAAUCCAGAUUGUACAGCCGCACCGCAACGCCAGCCAGCCGUUUCAGCCCCGCAACCGAUGGAUCUGAACCCGCAACAACUUGAGGUUGUGGUGAGCCGUGUUUCAGAACACCUCCGUCUUGUUUGAGCAGCAAAGGAUCAUUUUGGCUGAGGAUUCGGCUGCACUGUCGGACAGUGUUGCACAAAAUGAAAAUGAGUGUGCCAACGUUUUUUGAAACAGUGUCUGUCUGUUUAUCACGAGUGCUUGAAGCUAUUGGUGUGAACGAAGGGACUGUAACAAAAAGAAGAAAGUUGUAUCACGAAGCUGAAGUGAUUAGAGAGAUGGGAUUUCACUUGACCAGUAAGAUAUGUGAAAAGCCAUUUUUACAAGGUUUCCAAAUAUAUCAUUUUGGAAGUAAAAUUGAAGGUUCAACAACGCUUGGUCUUAAAUCUGACGUGGACCUAGUGCAUUGUAAUCCAACAUUAUUUAACAUUGUUGAAUCAGUAACACAAACAGCUGACUGUUUCAUGAACCUGAUGAUGGUGAAAGAUAAAACAACACCACAUGGUCACGCCAGGCUGUGUUUUGUUGAUAUCAUUGGUAAAAGCUCCAAUGAUAUUGAAUUGUGCAAUGAUGAUUUACCGUAUCACUAUGAUUUUGUGGGAAGAAAGUUCCUGCACAACACAUUUUUUACAAAUAUGUUAGGGGAUCGUUUUACUGACAAUUUAGUUCCAAACCUUCAACAUGGCCCAUCUUUGUAUUAUUUCAAUACAGACAAUGUUAGUGCUUUCCAUGUUCCACCUGCGCUGUCUAUGACCACAGAGAACAUCCAUCGUUUCCACAGUUAUAACUGGCCGACCACACAACUAAUUGAUAAACUGAGAGCAACAAAAGGUUUUCUAGUACCUGUUGGUCAUACUCAAAGUGAAAACGCUUUCAUUGAAUGGCGAAUUUCAAAAUCAUUUGCCGAGAGAAUGCUUGUAUUUGAUUUCAAUAUUACGCAACUAAGAUGUUUGGUUGUUCUUAAGAUGAUAAAGAAAUCAUUUUUCCAACCUGUCAUUGGAGACGAGUCAUUAGAGUCAUUUACCAGCUACCACUGCAAGACAACUUUAUUCCACACUAUAGCAAGAACACGCCCAUCCCUUUGGAGAGAAGAUCGACUGCUUGAAUGUUUGAUGUGCUGUAUCUCUACAUUACGUCAUUUCCUUUUGAGCAAUUAUUGUCCGCAUUUUUUCGAUCUAAAUGUAAACCUUUUCUACGGAAAGUUGACCCCAUGGUGUUGUAAAAAACUAAUCUGUGUGGUCACAAAUCUCCAAAACAAUAAUCUUCGAUGCUUGUUACAAGUGAAAAGUGAUAGCCUUGGAGAAAGAAUAAUGUGCAUGCAAGGAAUUUUGAGAAUGGACUCUUUUCCAUCCCGCGACUUAGUAGAAAAGCAGAUGCUUGUUGAAAUCGUAUAUGACAUAAAUCGUUUCCUGAUUGAAUACUCAAGACUUCCAUAUGUAAACAUGCAUGAUCAAACAUUAAAAAAGCAGAUAUAUGCUGGUUUCAUGUUGCUGAAAGAAGUGUUGUAUUUAAUGAAGUUUGGACGCGCAACAGAACGAACAGCUGCUCGAUUGCUUUUACCUCAUUUUAUCUCAAAACACGCUUCACUAAUUUCAGCGUAUAGACUGAAAAAGAAACAACCAAUAUCUGAGGAUAUUACUGAUAUGUUUAAAAUCGGGUUUCAAGCCGAUGCAACUUCAAACAGAUUAAAACUAGCUUCAGUCUUAUAUUGCAACGGUGAAUUAAGCGAAGUGGUCAAAAUCCUAAAAGAAGUAGAAGAGAAAUAUGCAUCUAGCGUUUUACCGAUAUGUUUUCAAUUAAUUUUCACAUUUGCAUUUCACUGGGAGAAAUUCUUCAAGACGGCUCCAGGUACACUUGAAGUCGACCGCUGCCGAGAUGCUUUUUCGGCAUGUGUUGAAUACAUGAAAAAAGAUAUUUGGUGUUGCCCAAUAGGAUUAAGAAGGUCCCUUCUUGUGAAUGAAAAGUCAAGGCAGGAUAUAAUUUCUUUUAAUUGUAAAUUCGGGAUUGAAGUGGACUCAAGAACGAUGCUAUAUUACCUAGAGUAUUUGACGUAUGACAGACUUUCACUUCAGAUGAAAACAAAAGCACUUAAAAAUUUGAUGCAAUGCGUCUUGGGAAAUCCUGACAAAUGGUUACAAUAUUUCUUUGAUAUUGCAAAUAGAGAGGAAAAAUAUGUCAUUGAGGCGUACCGAGACCGAGUGUUUGCGUACCCGGAAGAUAAAUACAUUAAAAGCUACCAUGAGGUAGUUACUCCCGAACUAUGCAAGACCAUGGCAAAACAUCCAUGGGGAAACAUUCGACUAUGUCUGUGUUACGCUUUUCACAAAUGUUCAAUCGUUCAGCAUAUGAACAUGGCUUUGCUUCUUACUGGAUAUUGUUUUGAAACAGAGAAGAAAACAGAGUUUGCAAGCGCAUUCUACUGGAUGUCUUUUCUUGUAGAACCGUCGAGAGCAACUGCAGAUCAUGUUAUGAGGGUUUGUCCUAAAACAUCAAUUUCCCAAUAUUUCAUUAACUAUUACAGCGGAAUGGCUCGCAUGUCGUAUACGAAAAAACUUGAAAUAGGAUUAAUACCUGAAAUUGUUGAAGCAUUCACAAAUGUUUUGGAAGCAAGCAUGUAUUUAGGUUCAUUACAGAAGGCAAAUCUGCAGUUAGGCAUAAACAGAUCAAGGUUUUAUGUGUGUAUUGUUAAUGCAUUGAUCAGAAAAUACGAUAAGGAUGAAAACAAAUAUUAACGCGUGAAAAUAGGUGAAGGAGCGGGAAUAUUGUUGCUGAUAAAAGCUAUGUGGAGAAUAAGUAUAAUUAUUAAACAAUCUGUUCCCACAUGCCAUGGACAAGGAUCAGCUAAACAAUUCAAGAGGUGUUCAAUAAAUACAUAGACUGGCUCUACAACUCCCAUUAUGUGCAAUUUAGGGUAACUACUUGGUACCGCUAUAACCAGUGACAUGUCAGCUAGCAACUGUAUAUACUUAUUAAAAUAGAAUGACGUCACCCAGCAAAAAAAAAACAAAAAAAAAACAAACAAAAAAAACCCAAACAAAUUAAUAUCUGCAAAUAAAAUUACAUACAUUUCUGCACUAAAAUUCACUUACACUCCAUAAAUACAAUUAAUAACAUUUAAGUGAUGUCUUCUUAAAACUUAACAUCUAUCGGUCAUUUGCCUUUGAAAUAAACAGCAUUUUGUUUAAGACAGUGAUACGUGUUUACCUAUUCAUCAACUUGAUACGGCAUAUAUACACCCAAAGAUAUAUUGUUUCAUAAAUUCCAAAGAAAUAAAUGUCUACACUAUCUAAUAUCUACAUACUUCAGUUAAGGUAUUGGACCCGUAAUAGAGUACCUCCUUUUUGAAGUAUUGAGUAUUCAAUUCCUACCAUAAACCUACUUUGACUGCAAUUUUCAGGGGUGCGUAGGUUCAAGCCUCACUGGGACCCAUUUUUUUCCAUAAUUUCCUUUUUUUCUAGUAAGUUUUUGCUUCUUUCAAGACUUAUUAUGGAUGUUUUGUACAAAAGUGGAAAAUUUUCAUUUUAUAAGCGAUUUCUUGCUGUUCAAAGUGAAUUUACCUCUGAAUGAGGAGGGGUAGAGUUCGACAUCUUUAAAAAAUACUGAGUUACAUUUUUCUGUUUUGCCUUCUUUCUUUAGAUUACAUAUUGUGGAAGAAAUGCAGGUAGGUUUUACUUAUGCCUCAAGAUUAUUUUUGAAUGAAGUGAGCAAAAUUUAAAACAGACCUACAGGAUUCAACUUUAAUUUUUAAAUGUUGAAGUUAGAAUUCUGUCUCAUUAAAUCUGUUUACUUUAGGCAUACUAGAACAAUUAUAUUUACAGUUUUAUUUUGUGUUUUAUAAUUGUUUUAACAAUAGUUUGGUGUUUCUUUCAUCAAAAUUAAUGCUGUAAUGAAUUCUCUGCAAACAUUUUAGAUAGUGGCCAUCACAUUGAAAUUUGUCUCUAUUUGAGCUUAAGGAAAGUCCAUAAAUUAUACAAAAUUUACAAAAAACAGCACGGUAAAAGUUGUUUAAAAUUUGCCACACGGUGCGAAACAUGGUUACCUUUAAGAAUAUACCGAGCAAAGGCCAUUUUUAAAACAUUACUAUUAGGGGUCUAAUACCUUAAAUGUAUCUGUUACGUUAACCAAGAUUGAUAUCGUUUUGAAAAUGAAAACAUGUAUUCUUAUUCUUUUAAGAAUUAACAAUUGAGAAAUAAUUUAUAACAAAAGAGUGUUUUAACACAAUUCAUGCACGAUGGGCGGUUAUACGCCCUCGUGAAAUUAUUUGUACGACGUAUUACCACCCGAGUAUAUAAAUAGUGUUAAAACACUCUUUUGCUAUAAAUUAGUUCGAUUCUAAUAUGCCCUUAAUGUAAAACAGUAGACAAAAUAUAGUAGCGCUCCUUAUUGGUCUCAUCAAAAUCAUUGACAUUACCGCACGUUAACGUGACGUCAUUCUAGCGUAAACGUGUUUUAACAGAGACAAGCAUAUUAGAAUGUAAAAUAUUGUUUUGUUUAUUUUGGGUUUAACGCCGUUUUUCAACAGUAUUUCAGUUAUGUAACGGCGGGCUGUUAACCUAACCAGUGUUCCUGGGUUCUAUACCAGUACAAACCUGUUCUCCUUAAGUAACUGCUAAACAGAGGUAGAGGACGGAUGAUUUCAGAUCUUCUAUCCUUUAUUCUCUGAAAUUGCAUUUAAAUGUGUAAUCUCCACAUAUAUAUGGAGGAUAAUAUAUAAAUAACAAUUUCAUCGAUUUU